Messenger RNA from Sesamum indicum (sesame), 802 nucleotides. RefSeq names its product heavy metal-associated isoprenylated plant protein 39. The record is from RefSeq and is a predicted model, not a curated record. NCBI's taxonomy places the organism in Eukaryota, Viridiplantae, Streptophyta, Magnoliopsida, Lamiales, Pedaliaceae. Gene Ontology annotation, molecular function: metal ion binding.
UCUUCCCCCUCUCCGCCUCAGUAGUUUUUCAGUGUGGUGUGGUGACUGUCUUCUCAUUUCUUCAAGAGAAACGUGCACUGGCGUAGUUAAACUCUUUGAGCAGACCACAAACAGCAGGAGGAAAAUGAAGAAGUUUGUGUUGAAAUUGGAUUUGCAAGAAGACAAAGACAAGAGGAGGGCUUUGAAGACGGUCUCCACUCUUUCAGGAAUUGAUGAAAUCACCAUCGACAUGAAAGCAAAGAAGUUAACCGUGGUUGGAACGGUUGACCCAGUGACGGUUGUGAGCAAAUUGCGGAAAAAGAAUUGGCCGACUGACAUCAUCUCGGUCGGGCCAGCCAAGGAGCCGGAGAAGAAAGAGGAGCCGAAGAAAGAAGAAGCCAAGAAAGAGGAGGGAAAGGAGGAAGCAAAGAAGGACGAGCCCAAGAAGGAAGGUGAGAAGAAAGACGAAGCCAAGAGCGAGGAGGAGAAGAAGGCCGAACAAGAACUAGUGGUCGGCACAAUAAUGCCGUACCGGCAGUACUACCCGCCGAUGAACACAUACUACUAUCACCACAGCAUGGAAGAGAAUCCAAAUGCUUGUGUUAUCUGCUAAGUAUCGUGAAAAAUAAAAACAAACAAAACAUCCUUAACAAUGGUACUAAGAUUUAUGUUUUUGUUGUUCUUGGUUUUGUUGCAUCAUAUGAAUGGAUGCAAAUAGGGGAAAAAACUCCUGAGCUUUUGCUCAUACAUGGUCAGGCUAUUAUGGCAUUUUCAGGAUUUUGUGAUGUGUAUAGAAGUUAAUAAAUGACAUUUUUGCCUAUUA